Messenger RNA from Lotus japonicus, 1768 nucleotides. Its product is annotated as F-box protein SKIP22-like. Gene Ontology annotation, molecular function: protein binding. Bases 80 to 1477 code for a protein of 465 amino acids. Lineage: Eukaryota; Viridiplantae; Streptophyta; Magnoliopsida; Fabales; Fabaceae. The record is from RefSeq and is a predicted model, not a curated record. The transcript has a single exon.
CUGGUUGGUUAUCAUUUUCCCAAUUCCCAUUCAACUCCACUGAAUCAAAAUCAAAAUCCAUUCACAAGCAAUCGUCACAAUGAAGUUGAGACUCAGAUCUCUGGAAUCCAAAGAAACCCACAAAAUCGAAGUUCCCGAUCCCUGUUCCUUGCACCUACUCAAAACCAUCGUUUCUCUUUCAAUCUCUGGUUCCUCCGAUUCUUCUCUGCAUCUCUCCCUCAACCGGAAGGACGAAAUCCACGCCUCCUCGCCGGACGACUCCCUCCAAUCCAUCGGCAUCGCCGCCGGCGACCUCGUCUUCUACACUCUCCACCCUAAUUCCCUAUCCCGCGAAACCCUCCCUCACAAGCCCACCCCACAACCAGAAGUAUCAGAUUCCCCGGACCGACCCAUGAUCCAAAGCUCAUCGGAAAUCAACGCUAGGGAUGCAAAGUCUCCGUCUUUGGAUGUUACAGAACCGGAAACCAUGGAAAUCGAUGAUGGGUCUGAUGAGGCGGUGGUGGGGUAUGGGUGGGGUAAUUACCAGCCUUUGUUUGUGAAAAGUGUGCUCAGAGAAGCGGCUAUCGGCGACGACGCUAGCGAUUUCAAGCUGUUGAUUCUUGCGGUCCAUGCUGUUAUUCUUGAAUCUGGGUUUAUUCGUGUGGAUCAGGUUUCUGGCAUGGCGGUUAAUUGCUCUCAUCUUCUUGAUGACUUUCCUUCAGGGUCAAGUCCGGUGAAAUCCUUAAGGUACACUCUGCCUGAGAUUUUGACUAAGGGUUCUUCUGAAUCUGUGAGUUUGAAAAUUCAGACACUAGGGCACAUAGUGAAUGUUUGUGGGUCAUUGUCUAAUGAUAAUGGUUCAAGGUUGCAUAUGGUUUAUCUUGAUAGAAAUAAAUUUGCCCCACCUUUGGACUUUUUGCUUGCAAAUUCUGAGUCUAAGGUUGGAGAUGAUGAAUCUGGAAAUAGAGAAAAAGUUUUUGAGUUGUGGAAGAUGGUGAAAGAUGGACUUGCAUCGCCACUCUUGAUUGAUCUUUGUGAGAAGUCUGGAUUAGAUCUGCCACCUUGCUUUAUGCGGCUACCGACUGAUCUGAAGCUUAUAAUCAUGGAAAAUCUUCCUGGUGUUGAUUUGGCUAAAGUAGCUUGCUUGAAUUCAGAAAUGCGGUAUUUGGCCUCCAACAAUGAGCUAUGGAAGAAGAAGUUUAAGGAGGAGUUUGGUAUAGGAGAGAGUGGAGGACAGUUUUUUAAGCAUUUGUUUGCUCAGUACUGGACAGCAAAGAAGAAUUCAGAGCAACCACGUCGUCGAGCAUUUCAGCCUGGUACAGGAUUCUUCCCAAUGAGAAGAAACCUCUAUCCGAGAAGAAACCCCAAUCCUUUUGGAGUACCUCCAAUUUGGGGUGGAGAAUAUGAUCUGCAGCCAAACAUUGGUGGACAACUUCGUGCGAACCCACGAAGGGGGACUUUCCUUCCCCCAUGUCACCUGGGAGGAUUUGAUGCGUAAUCUGUUGAUUUGAACUCUCUUCAUCAAGGAUGUGUAGUGCUGGGACUAAAUCCUUGGUAAAUAUGUCUCCUAUUUUCAUCUUCUUUUUGAGAAAGACCUUGAUAGAGUUAAUACAAUAAUAUUUGAUACUGGCUGAGUGGCUGUGAAGAAUGUAGUGAGCAUCUGUAUAGCUCUUUUUGUGGUUAGUAUUCAGAACUCUCAGUUUUAUUCGUCUAGUUUAUUAUACAUUUUGGAUGGGAUCUAUAAUGUCAAACUCAAAUAUGAUAUUAGGAGAACAUUGUUGUUUUUCAA